AUGUCGAUCACAUCUACAUCAAAACGUGUGGUCGCGUUAAAUUAUAGUGAAACACCUGAAAAUGUUGGACCAGGUACAUAUGAUCCAAAUGCAAAAAGAACUCGUCUUCGCUCAGCAAUCUCCCAAGAAAUUCCAUUCGGCUCAACAACUCGUCGUGAGUUAUUUAAUUUACCAGAUAAUGUUGAUAUAGGACCUGGAUGCUACGAACCUCAAUUUGUUGUUAAAGGUUCCGCUCCAAAAAGAGAUUUUGCAUUAGGAUCUAAAAGAGAAUACUUUGUUGAUACAGAAAAAACACCUUCGCCUGCAGACUAUUCACAAUUGAAUCAAUGGAUUAAACCAAAACCUACAGAACCUUCGCAAUGGAUUCAUCCAACGGGAAUCCGUAGCGCUGCAGAUGAUUCUCGAAGAGACUUACCUACAGGUCUCGGUGACCAAUCGGUUAAUAGAGAUGCUGAUGUCUCUGAGUCGAACUUUGGCAGAAAAGUAGAAAAACAAGAAACGGAUUUAUUCAUUAGACCAAGAAAUUAUCGUUCGUCACUUACUCCCCAGGCAAGUCCUGGAAGCAGAUGUGCCAAUUUCGGUAGAAGUCGUGCUCCACAACGUGAGCCAGUUGUAUAUAACGGAAUACCUGGACCGGCUUCCUACGAAACAGGAGUUGAAAUUGUUGUUAAGAAAGGAAAAUCUCCGGCUUUCUUCCCAACUUCUAAAGAUCCGUUGUGGACAGGCGAAGUAAAUAAAAAUGAAACUAUGAUAUCUCAUGUUCCAUGGUGCGAUGUUGCCCAAGAAAAGAGAGCCUUUGGAUCAGGAGCAAAACGUGAGAUUGCAUUUUUCAAUCCACAAACUCCAGGUGUUGGUCAGUAUGAAACCACAACCGGAAUUAAAGUCAAACCAGGACAAAGAAACGGAUUUGGAUCAAGCAAAAUAGAAACUAGAAGCGAUACACCAGGACCAGGAUUUUAUAACGUUAAUAGAUCAGAAUCAAGGGCGCAAUCAACUCGUAGAGCAGCUUCAUCAACAGCUCAAGGACCAGCUCGUGGAGAAUUAUUCGAAAUACCAGAUACUCCUGCACCUGGCCAAUAUAAUUACACAAUUUCAGAUACAAUUCGUCGUCGUGAGACUCUUAGACGUGGUUCUCCAGCAUUUAAAGAUAAGAGUAAACGCAGUGAUAUUAUCUCUACUGCAGUUUCUCCUGGACCCGCUUACAAUACUCGUCCGAAAUCUCAAGCUAAAAAUACAAUUGGAAAGGCCAAUAGAUUUACAGAGGACUCUUAUGCUGGUGUUAAAAUUAGUACUGAUCCUUCUCCAGACCUAUAUAAUACUGCUCGUGAUGGCCAGAUCAAAGGAGGCUUUAUUGGAAAGAAUGCUCAUGUUGACAGGGAAGGAGAAGAUACACCAGGCCCAGGCAAAUAUAGGAACAUCAGACAGGAUAUGACUAAGCCUUCUUAUAACGUAAUGUUCAAUCCAAGUCUUCAGAAAAUGAAACCAUACAUGUGA
Messenger RNA from Trichomonas vaginalis G3, 1494 nucleotides. Its product is annotated as sperm-tail PG-rich repeat family. The coding region runs from base 1 to 1494 and encodes 497 amino acids. Lineage: Eukaryota; Parabasalia; Trichomonadida; Trichomonadidae. The transcript has a single exon. The record is from RefSeq and is a predicted model, not a curated record.